Physcomitrium patens is the source of this 4538-nucleotide messenger RNA. RefSeq names its product putative receptor-like protein kinase At2g42960. The record is from RefSeq and is a predicted model, not a curated record. Gene Ontology annotation, biological process: protein phosphorylation. Gene Ontology annotation, molecular function: protein kinase activity; receptor serine/threonine kinase binding; ATP binding. NCBI's taxonomy places the organism in Eukaryota, Viridiplantae, Streptophyta, Bryopsida, Funariales, Funariaceae.
AUUUGCACAAAGGUUCCGAGGACCCACAGUCGUAAUCGUAACACCAGCCUUGCAUCAUCAGUUCCAUAAGGUCUAAUCCCAUGUCGAUUUUUUGACCUGUCUCCUCUCAUUUUAGUGUUCUCAACCGCUGGUCUCAGGCAAUUGACUUCACUAUUCAUUGAUAGUGUGCGUGAUAUAGACGAUUACUUUGUACAUAGCUACAGAUGAAAACACGUUUCUGGGAGCUUCAUUAUUAUUUGUAUCCUGCUCAGCUAGGAUACGAGCGUGUAACGCUUUAAACCUCACCAUACAGCUAUUGUAGGCUAAACAAGUGGGAGCAAUCCGAAGUUUUGCAAGUUUCAUGCGACAACGUCAACGAAAGUGAAACAACCGAAAUCGUUGACACGACUCGGUUUAUGGUAAUUGGCAUCUGUGACGCUUCGACUCCUCUAACCAUCGAUCAAAUUUGAGAUUUGUGCACGUCUGAGUUUGUUGAUAUAGUCUCUGCCAAUGUCCUUCAUAUUGCUGCUUUUGCCGGAUCGUACUCUUGUCGUAACAAUCGAAGUGUCUUUCAAUACCCUACCUGGGGCUCUCUCCGAAGAGCAUCGCUGAGACUCACUUUACUCGUCAUUGGAUCAGUAUCCUAACUCAAAGGUUACUCAAGGGGUCAUUCCUGCUCGGAUAGUUAGAGAAACCGAUUGACUCAUCUGAUUGCACAGGUUUUGAGCUUGUCUGGUUACAGAUAUGUACAACCCUGUUUAUGUGGAUGUACAUCGGUAGCUCGUUACAGUAGGUCGACAGAUAGAACUCAAAUCAUAACAGAUAAAAAUUAAAUACAUAGAUCUCUGACUUGCUAACCUGAUAAUCUUAGAUGCUUUACAAGAUUAGCGAUUGGGAGUAGCAUAUUUCCGUGGCUGGGUUUCGACGUGAUGAGCACUGGUGCGACUGAUACCAGCAGCUGAGCUGACUACAAGCUGGUCGUGGCUCUUCGUUUGGAGGUUCCUGGAACACGGCUGAACCCCUCAGGUACACUGCCCGCUACACAAAAUUAGCAGUUGUUAAUGGAGGUGUGUAAUAGAUUCAAAAGAGUAUCACCAUAAUUGCACACAGACUCAACGCGUCUUCCAUUUUGGGGGGGAGUAUGUUCCGGAGGAUUGAAUGAGAUCAUCCUGGUACAGGGUCAGUAUUGAGAGUUCUAAAGGUAUCAAGUGCUCACUCGAUCACAACUGUCAUGAUUAGUACUUCUGAACUCUUUACCAGUGAUAUCACAGUUGGCAAUUGAUUUCUGGGAUGUGAUCCACCACUUGCUAUAUCCUCGUUGUAUCAAUUCCUCCAGUAUGCCCUCCUUGCGAAAGGUUCUUCAAAAGUGAAGGUUCUUCUUUGCGGUGAAUUAAAAAAUAAUUGUUGCCGUGAUACGAAGUACGAGUCAUCAAGUUUGUUGCCGUUGAUAGAAUCAAUCGUCCGCACUGAAUUAAUCCGCGAGGGGACUUCCAGCAGCAGAAGCGGGGCAAUCGUUCGAGUGGUAAGGGCAUUAUUGUCUAUGACUGGGAUAAGUAAGUUCAAUUUAUGUCUUUAAUUGGAAUGAAGACGCCAGGAUUGGUUUGGGAAUCGAAACAGCUCGCACGACAUCCAUGCCGUGUUAGGAGUGUAAGGACGCAAGAAUUGUGAAAAGUGUUGGUUCGACCAGGAACCAACAGACUCGCAGUGUCAUUCGCAGUAUAUUGUUACUAAACGAGUUUGAUGCGCAGUUGUCUAGUUUCUUGUUCAUCUCACCCGGUCUACUGUGCAGCUCCAUCGAAACCUCGGACGAAUGAUGAAAAAAAAAAAAUCCUUGGCAUGUAUGAUGGAUACUAUGACGACAACCUCAUGUUCCAGGUGUGCUUGAAACAAGGUAGAUAUUGGUUUGGGUGGUUUCAGAGCAGUUCAGAAUGCGAUGAUCUAGUUCUCUAUGCCCAUUUACAUAGCUGGGGGCAAACAUUGGUCAUUCAGAGCAACAAGGAGUAGCAGGGACGAGACCAUGAAUGAGAGUCUUCUCAUGUCGUGGACUCAUUUGUAGCCAUCGCAGAGUGGCGCUAAGCUAUGGCCCGAUGCAAUACGCUCUCCGCUUCCUCAGAGCUGAUGCACCUGGUACCCUUGCUUGUGCUGCUGUUCACAUGGCCUGCUGCGGCGUGGGUGUCUGAAAGGUUGGAGGUCGAAGUGUUGAUGGAUGUGAAGGCUGCCCUUGAUCCUGAUGGAUUGGUUUUGGAGUCUUGGAAAAGAGGAGGGCAGCCUUGCUCUGGCAGUUUUGAGGGCAUUUUCUGCAACUCAGUUGGGAGAGUGACGAACAUUUCAUUACAAGGGCGGUCGUUGACGGGGUAUAUUCCACAUGAGGUGUCAGAACUCUUGUAUCUCUCUGGCCUCUUCUUGCAUUUUAAUGAGCUACAGGGCGGCAUUCCUGGAUCGCUUUUCACGUUAGAAAGCCUCACAGAUUUGUAUUUGAACUGGAAUCAAUUGACUGGCCCCAUUCCUCCUCAAAUUGGCCAGUUGACACGGUUACAAGCGCUGGAGCUGUGUUGCAACAAGCUGGAAGGAGAAAUUCCAGUGGAGAUUACUACUCUGUCAAACCUCAAAACCUUGGCCAUCAACGCCAACAGCCUUUAUGGGACCACUCCUACCACAGUUGGCGAUUUGACCAUGCUGCAACGAUUCGACCUCAGUAACAACACAUUGAUUGGCAGAAUUCCAGACUCAAUAGCGAAUUUGACAAAUCUCGUAUUUCUCGAUGUGUCGAACAACUUCCUCUCUGGUCCUGUGCCAACCGGACUGUUUAGUUUGUCACAUGGUUUCAACUACAUCAACAAUAGUGGUCUCUGUGGCGCGAGCGUAAACAUAUCGCCUUGCCUGGCCUCAGGCCCCACCUCUUCGAAGCCUCCACCUCCGGAACCCUCACAAAAAUUCAAGAGAAUACUUAGCCUUACAACUGCCAUCGUAUUCGCAGUCGGAGGAAGCGCAUUUCUGAUCCUCGUUUACAUUUGUUUGAAACACUGGAACGCUAAUCUGAGAUAUACAUUGGAUAUUAAGCCAGCUACGAACACAGAUGUGAAACUUGUGCAGACAUCCGCUAACAGCGGGGAGAAAGCUGAGAACAUCAGCGAGACCACACACCAUCUCCGGGGCUCAUUCAAUGGUAGCACACCAGACUUUUCGACCCUGGGAAGGUCCCGGGUUAUGUCGGGUCGAAGCACAUCGACGGUUGCGUCUAACGGGCUCUCAAGCCCCGCGGAAUGGAACUCUUGGAUACAUUUGGACGAGCUUGAAACAGCUACCAACUAUUUCUCCGAGAAGAACCUUUUGCGGAAGAGCUGCCACUCGGCUGUGUACCAAGGAGUGCUGCGUGACGGCACCGUAGUGGCUGUGAAGGCUAUCUACAACACACGAUACUCAUUUGGCGAGCAGGACUUUCAGAAUGCACUCGAAGCCUUGCUGCAAGUAAAGCAUGAAAAUCUGGUCAACUUUUUGGGGUUCUGCUGCUCCAAAGGCGGAUCAGAAUGCUUCCUCGUCUACGAAUUGGUAUCAUGCGGGUCCCUGGAGAAAAACCUCCAUGGACCAAGUGAAGUGUUGCUGAACUGGAGCAUGCGAGUCAAUAUCAUCCGGGGGAUUGCAAAAGGUCUCGCCCACUUGCAUGAAGGCAUAACAGAGCCGCUAACGAUGGUCCACCAAAACCUGUGGGCCGGCAACAUCCUCCUCGACAAGCAAGGCAACGCGCUACUUGCAGACUACGGCUUGUCCGACAUUGUCGCCGAAGAGGUGAUGUAUGCGACUCACAAGACGCUAGCAUCGCUCGGCUACCUCGCGCCCGAAUACGCAUACACAGGCCAAGUCACCGAAGACUCUGACAUCUACGCCUUCGGCGCCCUGGUGCUGGAGCUUCUGACUGGGAAUCGCCCGAUGUUCUUCACCAACUCGACGCGCACGCUCGUCAAUACGCACGCGUCGGUGCGCCCGUUGCUGGAUCUGGGCAAGAUCCGCGAAUUCGUAGACCCGAAGCUGGAAGACAAUUUCUCCCUUGAGGGAGCUGCAGGGCUGGCCCAUAUCGCGCUGCAGUGCAUGUCUGAAGAUCCUGGCGUCAGGCCCAACAUGGUCGAUGUGGUCCUUCGGCUUAAUGCUUACGAGGGAUGGUCCGACAUGCCCAUCGAUUCCUUUCUGUUCACCACCACGACUGCUGGUGCGCGGCAGCUCUCGUUCUCGCGCGUCGAAUCGCUUCACCAGUGCCGCUGAUCGAUUAGACUCUAGACAUUCCUAUCGAUCUAUUCUAGACAACCCCUUCAAUCGAUCUGCGCCGUUCGUUCAAUCUUCGACUAAAGACGACCCAGAUCGGUUCUACACGAUCCGGAUUGAGUGGAGAAAACUACGUUUCAAGGCUCUUGGCCCCCAAUAAUCAUAUGAAAAAAUAGCAAUAUAUCAUGAGCAUCGAUGGACAAAACUCAAAAGUCAAACAAAGCUGUUGUAUAACACUGAUGUUUUUGACAACUAUGGUGUGUUUUAACUUGUCCUUUCAGUGUACAAACAAAUUUUUCUGA